Rhincodon typus (whale shark) is the source of this 728-nucleotide messenger RNA. Its product is annotated as cystatin-B-like. Gene Ontology annotation, cellular component: cytosol. Bases 123 to 431 code for a protein of 102 amino acids. The record is from RefSeq and is a predicted model, not a curated record. Gene Ontology annotation, molecular function: cysteine-type endopeptidase inhibitor activity. The transcript has 3 exons. Lineage: Eukaryota; Metazoa; Chordata; Chondrichthyes; Orectolobiformes; Rhincodontidae.
GUCGAAUGGUUCAUUACUGAGAGGAGGAGCAAGAAGAGGGAGCAGAGUUUAUAAAGUUAGAAUGCUGAAAGAAGAAACAGAGUGAGAGGCAGUGAGAGAGACAAAGAUAAGAGGCGACAAGAAUGGCAACACAUUGCACUGGUGGUACAUCUGGUACUGCAGCUGUUACUGCUGAGAUUCAGGCCAUUGUCCAGUCAUUGAAGACUGAGGUUGCUGAAAGGUUGAAAAGAUCUCUGCCGAUUUAUCACGCUAUCUCAUAUCGCUCACAAAUAGUAGCUGGAACAAAUUACUUCAUCAAGGUUGUGGUUGGGGAAGCUGACGAUUACAUACACAUGCGGGUGUUCCAGCCACUGCCUCAUUCUGAUCCGAAACUGUCUCUGGAAAACCUCCAAACGGGCAAGACACUGUUUGAUGAGAUUGAGUACUUCUAGGAGAGCCUCACAGCAUUGCUAUAUCUCCCUCUGCUCAUGCUUCAAUGCUGUCUGUAAAGAAAUUCCCUGCCUGUUCCCUGCCAUUUCAUCCAGACCACUGAACUCUGCCUGCCUCACAGAUGUCCCUUAUCCCAAACUGACCCGAGCAGUUUAAGAAGGCAGCUCACCACCACCUUCUCCAGGUCAGUCAGUAACCGGGGAAUAAAUGCUAGUUCUGCAUUUAAUGCCGAUGCAGGAUUAAUGGUUCAAACUCAACCAGCUGAUGCACCCUUCACACAAAACGCAUCCAGCUAGAAA